AUGGCGCCGAGCAGUUCCAACAGCGGUGUCUCGUCCGCCGGCGACGGAGGCCAAGAAAAGCAGAAGAUGCUUCUUUCCUCUGAACACGGCCACUUUAGCUUGGUGAAGGCUCUUCAUCUUGCCGAUCUGGUGACCGAACUCAACGUCAUGUCCGUCUUCUCCUCCAUGCGCUACUGUCUCGGCGACCCCUCCGAUUACAGUGCUCUGUGGGCCGCCCUCGCAUUCAUGCCAUUCGGUCUGUUCUUCGACUUCAUGGACGGCAAGAUCGCUCGUUGGCGCAAGAAGUCCUCGCUGAUGGGACAGGAGCUUGACUCGCUUGCGGAUCUGAUCUCCUUCGGCCUCUCUCCCGCCGCCGCCGCGUUCGCCAUUGGUAUCCGCACCUCGCUUGACCACUUCUUCCUGGCCUUCUUCGUCCUCUGCGGCCUGACCCGCCUGGCUCGCUUCAACGUUACUGUGGCUGUUCUUCCCAAGGACAAGACUGGAAAGUCGAAAUAUUUCGAGGGCACUCCUAUCCCCACGACUCUGUCUAUUGCCUCCCUGAUGGCCUACUGGGUUUCCCAGGGCUGGACUCAUGAGAACAUUCCCCUCGGCCUUAUUGGCGAGGGUACUAUCCUCGAGUUCCACCCCGUUGUUCUCUUGUUUGUCUUGCACGGAUGUUUGAUGGUCAGCAAGACGAUACAUAUUCCUAAGCCUUAG
This is a messenger RNA of Penicillium cataractarum, 696 nucleotides long. RefSeq names its product CDP-diacylglycerol-serine O-phosphatidyltransferase. Bases 1 to 696 code for a protein of 231 amino acids. Lineage: Eukaryota; Fungi; Ascomycota; Eurotiomycetes; Eurotiales; Aspergillaceae. The record is from RefSeq and is a predicted model, not a curated record. Gene Ontology annotation, molecular function: phosphotransferase activity, for other substituted phosphate groups. The transcript has 5 exons. Gene Ontology annotation, biological process: phospholipid biosynthetic process. Gene Ontology annotation, cellular component: membrane.